UCCUACUCAUCCUUUUAGCUGUCAGCUGAUUGUCGAGUUGGAAGAAAAAGAAAACACAGCCAUGGCGGCAGAGAUUCAUUCGAGGCCUCAAAGCUCAAGACCCGUUCUUCUAAAUAAGAUCGAAGGACAUUCUGACGCGGUCAAUGCUGCAGUUUUGAUACCGAAAGAGGACGGAGUGAUCACAGUUAGCGAGGACAGAACUAUCCGGGUAUGGCUGAAGAGAGACAGUGGACAGUACUGGCCCAGCAUCUACCACACGGUCUCCUCGCCGUGCUCCUGUAUGUCGUACCACCACGAUAGCAGGCGUAUCUUCAUAGGGCAGGACAAUGGGGCCAUUGUGGAAUUCCUUCUGUCUGAAGAUUUCAACAAGAUGAACCAUGUGAAGACGUAUCCUGCCCAUCAGAACCGUGUGUCAGACAUGGUGUUUUCUCUGGAGAGCGAGUGGGUGGUGAGCACCGGACACGACAAGAGUGUGAGCUGGAUGUGCACCCAGAGAGGCAGUAUGCUGGGGCGCCACUACUUCGCCUCCUGGGCCUCCUGUCUACAGUAUGACAAUGACACCCAGCAUGUCUUUAUAGGGGACCACUCAGGACAGAUCACCCUGCUGAAACUGGAGAGACAGACCUACUCCACUGUGACCACACUGAAGGGCCACGAAGGUAGUAUUGGAGCUCUGUGGUGGGAUCCUGUUCAGAGGCUUUUGUUCUCAGGAGCGUCGGACCACAGUGUCAUCAUGUGGGACAUCGGGGGCCGCAAGGGACGAACACUACUGCUCCAGGGCCACCAUGAACGAGUGCAGGCGGUGCGCUACCUGCAGCUGACCAGACAGCUGGUGUCCUGUUCUGCAGAUGGAGGUGUCACAGUGUGGAACAUGGACACUCCCAGAGAAGAGGCUCCUCAGUGGUUGGACAGUGACUCGUGUCAGAAGUGUGAGCAGCCUUUCUUCUGGAAUGUCAAACAGAUGUGGGACUCAAAGACGAUUGGUCUUCGGCAGCACCACUGCAGGAAGUGUGGCAAGGCGGUGUGUGGGAAGUGUAGUGCCAAGCGCACUACAUACCCUGUGAUGGGCUUUGAGUUCCAGGUGCGCGUGUGUGACACCUGCUACGACACCGUCAAGGACGAGGAUCGCACUGCGUUAGCAACGUUCCAUGAGGGGAAGCACAACAUAGCCUUUAUGGACAUGGACCCUUCCAGAGGCCUGAUGGUGACCUGUGGCAGCGACCGUGUCAUCAAGAUAUGGGACAUGACGCAAGUGGUUGGCUGUAGCAUAGCAACAGGCUUUUCCCCACGUUGAUUAAUCCCUGCCCCCGAUCGGCCCCCAAACUCUGUCCUCUGCACUACUGACAGGUGUCUCUGUCCUUGGGACCUCUGUUGCAAUGACAACUCCUCUGUCUCAUCCUUCUGGCUCCUCUUCUCUGUCUGGCUGCUUCUGUUCUCUCACGUCCCACUGAAAGUUUGGAUGAAGAUACGUGUGCGCUGUGGAAAUGGGUGGGUACUGGUGUUGGUAACCCUUCGCUUGAUUUGGUGUCAGUUUUGUACAACAGAAGUCUCAAAUGUGUCUCAGGUCUAACUUCCAGUGUGUACCCAUUCAGUGGAGCUCCAAGCACAAUGUUCUAGUGUGUGUGUGCACAUGCGUGGAAGGAGCAGUGUUGGUGUUUUGUGUUGAUGUAUGUUAGACUUCUGUCAGGUCUCAGUGGGUCACAUUCCUCUUGCACUGUAACAUUGGACUGCUAAAACCCAUCAUCCACAAUGCCCUGCCCAACAGACACACAAGGCUCUCCUAUUGGCUGGUGACUUCAACUUUCUACAUAUGAAAUAUUGCAAAUACUAACCAUUACGACACUGCUUUUAUAUAUGUAUAUGCAUAGUGUGUACAGUAUGAGAUGCAGUGUACUUACCUCUGUAUAUCCCUCAAUGAUCAUGAGGUCAGCUUCUCUCUUUCUCGCUAGUCCUUCUCUUUCCCCCUCUUGUUUUCUCUUCACUAGUUGGCCUUAAACUCACUUGUUUGUCUCGGAGGAGAUGGAAGAGUCAUUAGCCGGCAUGGCUGUACGUGCCCGAUUGACGCUCGAGCCGUCGGCAUGACAACCCUUGCCGAGCCGUAGGCACAGCUGUUCUCCGCCAGACAUUGUCCAACUUCACCUCAGACACACCUAAAACAUCUUUUGUCAAUUUUCUGUACAGAUAUCACUUCAGGUCCUGAUAACCAAGACCCCAUACUCUAUUGCCUUUGCGAUAAUUUAAGAUGAAUUUGCGUAUAAUGAAAAACGGUGUAAGGUUUUGAACAAGAGGUUUUUGUUCUGCUUUUGCUCUAUUUAGACAGGCACUUAGGUACUGAAAUGGUACUGUAGCACUAGUUCCAGUGCACACUGAUGUUUUACACUGUUUCUUCUCACUGUGAGUUUGUGGGUAAAAUUAGAAGCUGCUUGCGUUUCCUCUAAGACCUUAAGAGAGCGGGACGCCCCAAGUGUUCUAGAACCUUCCUCUGAGGCCUUAAGAGAGCGGGACACCCCAAGUGUUCUAGAACCUUCCUCUAAGGCCUUAAGAAAGCGGGACGCCCCAAGUGUUCUAGAACCUUCAAACUGUUCACGACUCUUCUCACACGUACGCACAUACACACUCUCCUCUGUAGCAUAGCUGCAUUUUUCACUUAACCAUCACCCAUGAAUACUUUCAACACUAUCGACUUGCUUGUAGUUUCUCUGUCACUCUCCCGCUCUGUUUUGUUUCCAGAGCCUAAGAAGGUUCUCCACUGCACUGAAAUGCACUAAAUGUAGUUUAGAGAGCAGAUGUGCUGUGCAUAAAAAAAAAAUAAAAAAAAUGUUUUUGUAAGUUUGCAUUUCGGGGGAUUUGUUUCAUUACGGCUCGAGUUACGUGGCGUCCUUAAACUGGUAAAUAUUUGGCUAAUUUGUGGUAGGUUAGACUAACGCUUGCCUUAAGGUAAAACUGAACAUGACAUGGGAGUUCCAAUUUUUUUUCAAUUGUAAUCCCAUUCCAGGUUUGAUCACCUAGUGUAUAAUAUUUAUAUUUGUAGCAAUGUGUUUCUGGUUGUUUAAGUCAUGUACACUUCAUGUAUAGGAUGAUGGUGGUGAGUUCACACAGACAGGAUGAUGUCACUGAGAAAUCUGUCACAGAUAUGCUUACUAUGUCAUGUCAGAAACAUGACAGCUUUGGGAGAUAUGUUUAUGUCACAGGUGUUGACAUAAAGACAUUUUGUGACAUCACAGAGAUACGGGGUGUCGAUGUCAGAGGGACAUUGUGAGGUCAUAGAAGCGGCAGGUAUCCUAGCGGUUAAGAGCGUUGUGCCAGUAACUGAAAGGUCGCUGGUUCAAAUCCCUGAGUCGAUUAGGUGAAAAUUGUUUGCCGUUCCUUUUAGCAAGGAGCUUCACCCUAGUUGCUCUGGAUAAGAGCGUCUGCUAAAGGACUCAAAUGUCAAGUACAGUCAUCAGGGAUGUGCAGUGUUCUUGGGGACACUUAUACUACAGUACAAUCAAGGCUCAAGUUCAGCUUUUAUUUAUUGUGUUAGAUCAAAAUAAAUCUCUGGUGCUCUGUAAACAUGACCCUAACCUUAACCCUCUGCGUUAUAGAAGAUGCUGGAGUUAUAGAGGAGACUUGGGACAGUUAACUGGAGUCCCAGUGAUUUCUGCUCCCAACUAGAUGAAUUCCAUUAUGAGGAGUAACUAAGAGCCAGUAACAUUUAGAAGCUAACAUUUGUGAUUCCCUCCAUAUAUUGUUCCCACCACAUUUGUGAUCAAUACUAUUCUCUAGGUAUGUUGGUUUGUAAUGAAGUAUGUCUGUUUGAUGGGUCAAUCCCAUGAAGAAGAAUUUAUUUACUUUUUACAUGAUUAGAUUAGUUGUUUUCAUCAUAUGGUGGUCAUACAUGUAAUUUGACUAAACCCCAUCCACAUUUUCACACGGGUAUAAAAUUGUAAUAUCUCAAACUGGAGCCGUAUCUAGCAGAGGAGACUACUGGGAGGAGCUAUAGGAGGACCGGCUCAUGGCGUUUAUGUAAUGGAGUCAAACGUGGUUUCCAUUUGUUUGAUGUGUUUAAAACCGUUUCAUUUAUACCAUUUCAGCCAUGACAUUGAACCUGUCCUCCUAUAGCUCCUCCCACCAGCCUCCUCUGAAUUCUACAGUUUACGUUCUCUAUUACUCUUUAACCUCUGUCAUUUUAUCAUGUCAUACUGCUUGUAAAUAAUCUUGUUUUUCCGACCAUUGUUGUAUAUCUUUAAUAAUUGUAUUUUUAAAGAGAAACUCUUGAUAAUAUUGACAGUACUGACUAGUCUCCCUGUGGCACUCUGUCACAGUGAAGAAAGAAAUGAAAUCUUAAUAAAGAAAUCCAUUCAGACCUGUUAA
Molecule: messenger RNA, 4353 nt
Organism: Oncorhynchus masou masou (cherry salmon)
Lineage: Eukaryota; Metazoa; Chordata; Actinopteri; Salmoniformes; Salmonidae
Product: WD repeat and FYVE domain-containing protein 1-like
Exons: 12
Coding region: 62-1294 (410 amino acids)
Biological process (GO): positive regulation of toll-like receptor 4 signaling pathway; positive regulation of toll-like receptor 3 signaling pathway
Cellular component (GO): early endosome
Molecular function (GO): protein binding; metal ion binding
Source: RefSeq, a predicted model, not a curated record